Messenger RNA from Fukomys damarensis (Damara mole-rat), 1194 nucleotides. RefSeq names its product cytochrome P450 2B4. Gene Ontology annotation, biological process: xenobiotic metabolic process. Gene Ontology annotation, molecular function: iron ion binding; heme binding; oxidoreductase activity, acting on paired donors, with incorporation or reduction of molecular oxygen, reduced flavin or flavoprotein as one donor, and incorporation of one atom of oxygen. The annotation marks the transcript as partial. NCBI's taxonomy places the organism in Eukaryota, Metazoa, Chordata, Mammalia, Rodentia, Bathyergidae. Gene Ontology annotation, cellular component: intracellular membrane-bounded organelle; cytoplasm. The record is from RefSeq and is a predicted model, not a curated record. The transcript is spliced from 7 exons.
UGGAAUGGGUAUGCUUGGCAGCUCCGAGAGAAAUAUGGAGAUGUCUUCACCAUCUACUUGGGGCUAAGGCCCGUGAUCAUGCUAUGUGGGACAGAUACCAUACGGGAGGCCCUGGUGGACCAAGCUGAGGCUUUCUCUGGUCGGGGGACAAUUGCUGUCACAGAAGCUGUCUUCCAGGGAUAUGGUGUGGGCAUGGCAAAUGGGGAACGCUGGAAGGCCCUUCGGAGAUUCUCCUUGGCCACCAUGAGGGACUUUGGGAUGGGAAAGAGGAGCGUGGAGGAGCGGAUUCAGGAUGAGGCUCAGUGUCUGGUGGAGGAGCUGCGGAAAUACCAGGGUGGCCUCAUGGACACCUUGUUCCUCUUCCAAUCUGUCACUGCCAACAUCAUCUGCUCCAUUGUCUUUGGAAAAAGAUUUGACUACAAGGAUCGCCAGUUCCUGAGGCUUCUGGACCUGAUCUAUCGGAACUUUUCACUCAUCAGUUCCUUUUCCAGUCAGGUGUUUGAGCUCUACCCCAGCAUCCUGAAACAUUUUCCGGGCACACACAGAGAAAUUUACAAAAAUUUGCAGGAAAUCAAAACCUUCAUUGGCCACAGUGUGGAGGAACACCGUGAAACCCUGGACCCCAGCGCCGCCAGAGACUUCAUUGAUAGCUACCUGCUCCGUAUGGAGAAAGACAAGUCUGACCCGAACACUGAGUUCCACCACAAGAACCUCAUCCUGACCUCACUUUCACUCUUCUUUGCUGGCACAGAGACCACCAGCACAACUCUCCGCUAUGGCUUCCUGUUUUUGCUCAAAUACCCCAAUGUCACAGAGAGAGUCCACAAAGAAAUCGAUCAGGUGAUUGGCUCACACCGCCGGCCAGCCUUGGGUGACCAAACCAAGAUGCCAUACACCGAGGCAGUCAUCUGUGAGAUUCAGAGAUUUGCGGACCUGGCACCCAUUGGUGCUCCCCACAAGGUCACCAAAGACACUCACUUCCGAGGGUUCAUCAUCCCCAAGAACACUGAAAUAUACCCAAUCCUGACUACUGCUCUCAAUGAUCCACGUCAUUUUGAAAAACCAGACACAUUCAACCCUGAUCACUUUCUGGAUGCCAAGGGGGUACUGAAGAAGAGUGAAGCUCUUAUACCUUUCUCCUUAGGUAAGCUGACCCAUUGCCCACCUCCCAGACACUAGAGAGUAGUUCCCAUU